Molecule: messenger RNA, 3015 nt
Organism: Alosa sapidissima (American shad)
Lineage: Eukaryota; Metazoa; Chordata; Actinopteri; Clupeiformes; Clupeidae
Gene: ncam3
Product: neural cell adhesion molecule 3
Exons: 16
Coding region: 162-2324 (720 amino acids)
Biological process (GO): cell adhesion
Cellular component (GO): neuron projection; membrane
Molecular function (GO): protein binding
Source: RefSeq, a predicted model, not a curated record
AUGUCCAAGAUAACAUAUUUCCUGUCUGUCUCGUUCAUUCGCUCCCCUCCUGGCUAUAAAUUUCUGGGACACUUGUCUUCGGGAAAACUUCUUCCAGUUUUUUGGGCACCAGACAACACCCCAGGUGUUUUGGAACGUAGCAGGGAGACGGGUUUUGGACCAUGGCUGCUGCUCUGCUGCUGAUCAGAUAUUGUGUGCUUUUCACAUUUUGGACAUUGUCAGAUGCAAAAAUCGAGAUUGUUGCCGGCGAACCAGAUGUAAAGGUGAACGACCGUUAUCUUUUGCUGUGCAAAGCUGGGGGAGAAGGAACCAUCACUUGGUUUUUCAAUGACGAGGAGGUCGAAGAGGACAAUGAAGACUUCUUGACUGAGAAACUUGACGAAACAUCAAGUAAGCUUAUAAUAAACGCAGCCAAGCUCAGUAACACAGGGACGUAUACCUGUAAAUGUGAAUAUGACAGUGGUGGAGACAAGGAGACAAGCGCUGACGUCUUUGUUUAUGAGCCAAUUACCUUCGGCAAGACGGCAACCUACCAUGAGUUCUUAAAAGGUGGACAAGCGCUCAUCCCCUGUGUUGCCACUGGGAAGCCUGCAGUGGAGGUCCAGUGGUACCGGAGCAGCACUCAGCUGGGUACUGAUGGUAUGAGGGGCACUCUCGCCACGGCCUCUUCUGGUUUCUUCUGUGGAAAACCAAGGAUCACUGUCCGACCAGACAACAUCCUUCAGAUUGAUGAUAUUCAGAGGGAAGACAGGGGCACUUAUACCUGCAAAGCCUUUAUAAAAGGCCGUCCAUUAUUUGAGACGCUAGAUAUCUCUGUUGUCGUCAACACACAGCCAGUAGUGGAAAUACACGAGAAACAGAAGACUGUAAAAAGUGGACCUGAUUCUACUGUUUCUAUUACAUGCUCGACCUCAGGAGAGCCAAAGCCUGAGAUUACAUGGUCAAUACCCACAGCCCUUGAUUCAUCCCGCCACGAGUUCAACUCAGACAGGAGCGAACUCACCAUUAAGCCUGUUAAGAGGGAGGACAAGGGAGAGUACAUCUGCACAGCCAAAAAUAAGAUCGGAGAAAGUACUGUCACAGCCUUUCUUGAUGUCUCAGAGCAUCCUGUGGUGAUCCUGAGCCAGUCGGAAGUGAAAGUGAAGCCUGGAGAAAUGGUGGCCGUGUCCUGCAAUAUCUCAGGACAUCCCAUGCCCUCACUCCAGUGGAUUAAAAAGGGUCCCGAUGGAAACACGGGCUUCAGCAGCAGCGGCCGAAUAAAAGUGCAGGGAUCGGAUCUUAUCAUAGAGAAGGUGGCGCCAUCUGAUGGUGGUCUGUAUUCUUGCAUUGCCAACAGUAGCUCAGGAAUCAAAGAGGAAGACUUCAGUUUGCAGACCUCGCCAGGCAAGCCGUCCCAAGUGUCAGUAAAUCCAGGAGCUGCUGCAGCUAGUUUCAACCUGAGCAAAGCUGUGGUGGAUGGUGGCUCCACCAUUACUGCUUACAUCCUCCAGUGGAGGCAAGACCCUCAGCAGAAGUGGAACGAAAUGGUCAUCAACUCCACUGAUCCUCUGGUUGCUACCCCUUUGUUGCCCUACUCUGAAUAUUCCUUUCGCUUGGCUGCCCGAAACAUUGUUGGACAGGGAGAGUUUUCUGAUAUCUCCAAUGCCCGGACAUUGGGAGAACGCGAACCAGACAAACCUUUCCUAACAGACAAAGAAAUAAAGUUUGAGGAGAACAUUGCUAGACUUCCCUUCAAGCAACUAGACACUGGUGGAUCCCCCAUCAGUUUCUAUACGGUGCACUAUAAAGCGGAUAAGGAUGACGAGUGGAGAGAAAAGGACCUGCUCCCAAACGCCACAGAGAUCUAUCUCCACGACCUGCAGUACAGCUCUGAUUACCAACUGAAGAUUGUUGCUCACAACCCCAAUGGCCCGUCCAUGCCUGCCAUGCUUAACUUCACCGUCCCACAAUCCAGUGCAGUUAGUAAACCUGGUUUGGGGAAGGGUGGUGUGGUUGGCAUUGUGAUGCUGGUAUUCCUGGUGCUGCUCAUUGCUGUGGAUGCCACGUGUUGCUAUACCAACCGCUGUGGCAUGCUAAUGUUCCUGGCAGUGAAGCUGUUUGGACAGAAAGUCCCAGGGUCAAAGGUCAUGGAGGAGGGGGAUGGCAACGGCACAGCAAUUGACAUGAAGGUGAAUGGGCUAGCAUCUCCACGUGGUAGCAUCCCAAAACAGCAGGCCCAAAACAGCGCACCUCCAGGGGUACAGUCAGAAGUCACCUGUGACAAAGCGCCCCUCACCAAAUUUGAGAAAGCGCCAGCCAACGGAGACCCAACCACAGAUGCCUGAGUGUCCUCACAGAGACUGAUGUGAUUGCAUGUGAAUGGCCACAACAAGAAUUCUGAGCAGCAGAAACUGCAAAUAGCAGAGCCCAGUGUAAUUGCAAUAGUAAAACUUGGAAGCCAAAAGAUGGCAGAGUUAAGUAAGGUCGCUUUAACCCUGCGGAUAUCAAAAGCUUAUUAUCCUUACACACCCUUACAGAUUUAUUUUCUUGUUCAGCCAUUAUCAAAACACAAACAAUUUAAUUGUAUUUACACAUCUUUACAUUACAUUAAUACUCUUCAUAUAUUUAUGUGUCAGAAUACAUUUAUUGACCGAACAUUUAGAUUUUGCAGUUCUGUACAGGACUUAUUUUGCAUCUCAGUAUUAACUUUGUACUUCCUUUUAUGCAUGUACCAAGAUUCUAAGAUUGUACAGUUAACAUAGAUAGUCUUACCAAAUAUUGUACAGUUAAAAUAUACAUUCAAGACUUUAUACUGUAAAUUAUUUGUACAUACCAUAUUUUUUCUUUAUUUUACUUUCAUUACAGAAGAAGAGAGUUAAAAUGUAUUGAAAAAUGUAUUGUUAUAUACACAGGAGAGGUGUUAAACUCCUAGUGCUACAGUAGGUAGGAGAUUUAACACAGCAGCCAAUCAACAACCAAGCCUAUUUAAUAUUAAAAACAAAAUAUAUAUAUAUAUAUGUUGUGGCGGCUGCAUGG